CCUGCUGUAAUGUUUUCUUCUUCUUGAUCGGUGCUUGCUGGCUGCUUCUGCUUCUUUUCCCUUUUCCUUGUCAUGGGUGGAUUUCUUGAUGGAACAAGCCUUCCGCUGUGCUAUCUAUUGUUUUCUUGGUGGGGUUCUUAUUUCUUAACCAUGCGCUGGUGCUCCUGCUCCUGGACGGCGACGGUCAAGUUUAUCUCCGGGCUUUCACUGUGCUAGUUAGCCCUCUCGGUUUCUUUCUUUUUGUCUGUUCUUGGUCUUGGGGUGAUGGUCUCUCGGCUCCAUUGGACCACCACGGCGUCACGCACGCAUUGAUUGCGGUUUGGGGCCGACGAGCACGAGUGAAAAGAACGUACUAGUAGUACUAAAAAGAAAUGGAAAAAGAAGAUACUUGCCGCGUUGGGGUUCUCCAAGAAGGUGCUUUUUGUGUGAAGUGAUUAAAAGGAAGGAUGGUUCUGAAGAAGCUGCUUCAGCUGUUUUGUGUCAAGAAGAAGGAUCCCAAGAAGAAUGCUUCUGCUUCACACUCCACUGUGAGUGUCACUGCAAAUAAGAGUAUUUUGGAUCCCUGUUCAAGUGGGACUGGCACUGUACUAUGGGUGCAAAAACAUGAAUCUGAAUGCUCAAGCUCAUCAAUGGCAAGGAUAGGACAUGGAACUGAGAUUAAUGAUUACAAGUCAUUUAAUCAAUUUGAUGUUGUUCAAGAUUUCUCCGAUCACCACUAUGCAAAGAAAUCACCGGGGAAGACCACCAAAGAUUGGGUGAAGGCAAUCCAAAGUGACUGGAAGCUUCUACAGAAAGAUCUACCUGAAUCUAUAUAUGUUAGAGUUUACGAGGAGAGGAUUGAUCUGCUUAGGGCUGCUAUAGUUGGGCCGGCUGGAACUCCAUAUCAUGAUGGACUGUUCUUCUUUGAUGUCUGUUUUCCUUCUGAAUACCCAAAAUGCCCACCAAAAGUUCAUUACCAUUCGGGUGGACUUAGGUUAAAUCCAAACUUGUAUGCGAGUGGGAAAGUUUGCCUUAGCCUUCUGAAUACCUGGUGGGGAAAUGGGUGCGAGAAAUGGGGCAAGUCAAAUUCCACCAUGCUACAGGUGUUGGUCUCCAUCCAGGGCCUUGUCUUGAAUGAUAAACCUUACUUUAAUGAGCCAUUCUACAAAAAUUCGGCUAACACAGCAGUUGGUGAAAAGAAUUCCUUGGCUUACAAUCAGACCGCCUUUCUGCUAUCCUGCAAGACAAUGCUGUAUUCAUUGUGGAAGCCCCCAAAGCAUUUUGAGAGCCUUGUUGCGCGCCACUUCCACGAGCGUGAGCGUGUCAUUCUCGACGCGUGUAGCACUUACAUGUCUGGCACAGUCGUUGGAUCAUCUGUCGGGAAUGGCACCAAAUAUGCCUGUGACAAGUGCUUCGCAGACUUCAAGAAGUCGAUGGCGCUCUACACGGAACAUCUCAGGGCGGAGUUUGCUGCAAACAGAACUCGCGUACUGGAACUGAAAAGAGAGGCAUCAACUGAAGAUGAGAUUGUGCCUACCAGCUAGAAUUCUUUCGUCAGAACACCUCACCAUUGCAAUUCACUUGCCUUACUGAAAAGUGAAACAGCCAAUAGGUUUUUGACAGCAAGCACUGCAUGACCGAAGAAUUGGUUUUUGUCUCUGGUUUAAGAAUGUUCUUGUCAGACAUUAGCCAUUUCUGGUGAUGGCAUAUCUAUGUGAUGACUAAAAUUUAGCCCUAUUCUGUGUCGAUCUACUUAAUGGUUAAAUUCGUGUAACUUGAACAACCUUGAUGCCAUGGUAAUAGAACCUGUUACGUUAGUUUGAAUGUCGCUAUGAAAGAUAUAUCCUGUUUUUUAGAUAACGGGAUACUUUAUUA
This is a messenger RNA of Phragmites australis (common reed), 1854 nucleotides long. RefSeq names its product putative ubiquitin-conjugating enzyme E2 38. The transcript has 7 exons. The coding region runs from base 447 to 1523 and encodes 358 amino acids. Gene Ontology annotation, molecular function: ubiquitin conjugating enzyme activity. The record is from RefSeq and is a predicted model, not a curated record. NCBI's taxonomy places the organism in Eukaryota, Viridiplantae, Streptophyta, Magnoliopsida, Poales, Poaceae.